AUGGACGCUCUAAAUAUCGUGGACAUCACUAAUUCGGGCAUCGAAAGUAUAGAAUGCAUGCCAGAGUAUGAUUUGUUACCAUCUAUGCUUAAACAUGCUACUAAAAAAAGUAAGAUGCCGAAAGAGGAGAAUUAUACGAAGAAAGAUGCGACGAAGCAAAAUUCCAAUCAGAAUAAAAUCGACAAGACAAAAUCCGAGCUCUUCUUGAAAUGUGACAUAUGUGGUGAACGCUUUAACAAGAAAUUCAUUCUGAUAAAACACAUAAAGCAGCACAUGUACCAGUGUCAAACUUGUUGCCAGAGUUUUAGUUUCAAGCGAGAUCUGAUGCAUCAUAUCAAGGAGAUUCACGAAUUUCCAUCUUAUCCCUGCAGUAUUUGCGAGUUCAAGAGUAACAAUAAAUGCAUCAUAAAGGAUCACUUCAUACGCAAGCACAGUAGCGGUUUCAAAUAUAACUGUAUGGUGUGUAAGAAGCUUUUUAAGCUUAAAAGCGAUUUGAAACGACAUAUGAAUUAUGUGCAUACUGGCGAAUCGUCGAACGUUUGUAGCAUUUGCGGACAUACAUGUAAUACCACGCGUGCCAUGAAAGCGCACCUGAGAUAUCGUCAUUACAAGCCGGCUUACGAGUGCAAGAUAUGCAAACGCGGUAUGACCUCACAAAAGAAUCUGGACCAGCAUCUAAUCUGGCACCAACGGAAAAGGGAAGUCGUCUGUCCCACUUGCGGCAAGAUCUUUGGUCAGACGAGGGACUUAACUCUUCAUUUGAAAAUCCAUCAGGGUAUUCGACCGUUCUCUUGUCCAGUCUGCGGCCACACUUUUUAUAAAAAGACGGCACAAGAACAGCACAUAAUGAUUCACACCGGCAAGAGACCGUAUAUCUGCGACAUAUGCGAUCAAACUUUCGCACAAAGGAUAGUACUCAAUAAUCAUAGAAAGCGUCAUCCUGGACCAUUGCAACCGUUACCUGUAAUAUCCAUUAAAAAAAUAAUCCAGGAGUUUAUGCAAGAAUGGACAGCUUCUGCUACGCAGCAACAAGAUAAAAAAACGUCAGAUAGUUAA
Molecule: messenger RNA, 1056 nt
Organism: Cataglyphis hispanica
Lineage: Eukaryota; Metazoa; Arthropoda; Insecta; Hymenoptera; Formicidae
Product: zinc finger protein interacting with ribonucleoprotein K-like
Exons: 1
Coding region: 1-1056 (351 amino acids)
Biological process (GO): regulation of transcription by RNA polymerase II
Cellular component (GO): nucleus
Molecular function (GO): RNA polymerase II transcription regulatory region sequence-specific DNA binding; DNA-binding transcription factor activity, RNA polymerase II-specific
Source: RefSeq, a predicted model, not a curated record